This is a messenger RNA of Corylus avellana, 2113 nucleotides long. NCBI's taxonomy places the organism in Eukaryota, Viridiplantae, Streptophyta, Magnoliopsida, Fagales, Betulaceae. The record is from RefSeq and is a predicted model, not a curated record.
AAACUACGAAUCCUCCUCAUUUCUUCCUCUUCCUCUAUCCCUUCCAUUUCCAUUGGCCAGAACAAAGAAAGGAAGAGGGAUAAACCGUUGACCUUGAGAUCUAGGUUUCUGUCUCCCUUUCCAUUCUUACAUGGAGAAAAUCUUCAUCCCCGAAGUCUGGUAAGUUUUCUCAUCCAUUUUCCUCUCUCAGAUCUGCAAUUUCAUAUUCAGAUUGCUCAAUUUUUAUUGCACUAAUUCUAUCAUAUAGAGAUGGAUAGCACUUAUUCCUCUAUACCCAAAAAAUCGUAUGUAGAAUUAGAAUCCCACAAUGAUCCCCAACACGCUAGAUCUCCUCCCAAAGCCCAUGUCAAAUUGCUACCUUUGGAUGAAGAAGGAGGUUACCUACAUUCUUCCAAGAAUGUGGGUGAUGGUGAUGAUGGUUUUGAUAAUGAUCUUGAUUUUGAUUUUGAUAAUUAUCCUCUUAUUGAUGGUGGGUCUAAAACUGGGUCUGGAAUUUCUGGGGCUGUGUUUAAUUUAACCACUUCGAUUAUUGGGGCUGGGAUUAUGGCCCUCCCGGCUGCAAUGAAGGUUCUUGGAUUGGUUUUGGGGUUUGUUUUGAUAAUUUUGAUGGGUAUUUUGUCGGAAAUUAGUGUCGAAUUGUUGGUGAGGUUUUCAGCCUUGUGUAAGGCCACUACGUACGGUGAGGUUGUGCAAUACGCGAUGGGGAGACCGGCGAGGGUGUUAUCAGAGAUUUGUCUGAUUAUUAACAAUGCAGGCGUGUUGGUGGUGUAUUUGAUUAUUAUGGGGGACGUCAUGUCCGGGUCGGUUCAUCAUGUGGGGGUAUUCGAUCAGUGGUUGGGGAAUGGAAUUUGGGAUCAGAGAAAGCUGGUGAUUUUGGUUGUUGUGGUGGUGUUUCUUGCUCCACUUUGUGCUUUAGAGAGGAUUGAUUCAUUGAGCUUGACUUCGGCUGCUUCGGUGGCUCUUGCAAUUGUGUUUGUUGUGGUUGCUGUUGUUAUCGCAUUUAUUAAGCUUGUCGAAGGAGACAUUGAGGCUCCAAGGAUGGGUCCAGAUUUUGGGUCAAAAAAGGCUAUUCUGGACUUACUUGUGGUGAUUCCCAUCAUGACGAAUGCUUAUGUUUGUCAUUUCAAUGUUCAGCCUAUAUAUAAUGAGCUUGAAGGGCGGUCUCCUCAGAAGAUGAACCGGGUGGGGAGGAUCACGACUGCUGUUUGCAUUGUGGUCUAUGCUUUUACAGCCAUAUCAGGGUAUCUAUUAUUUGGGGAGGAUACUGAAUCUGAUGUGUUGACCAAUUUUGAUAAGGACCUUGGGAUUCGUUUCAGUUCAGCAUUGAACUAUAUUGUCCGGGUUGGAUACAUUUUUCAUUUGGUUCUUGUUUUCCCAGUUGUUCAUUUUUCCCUACGGCAAACAGUGGAUUCCUUGGUGUUUGAGGGAUCUGCUCCACUCUUAGAGAGUAGGAAGAGGUCUUUAGGCUUGACACUGGUUUUGUUAGCCAUUAUUUACUUCGGGUCCACUAUGAUUCCUAACAUUUGGACAGCUUUCAAGUUUACAGGGGCAACAACAGCAGUGUCAUUGGGUUUUAUAUUCCCAUCCCUUAUAGCAUUAAGGUUAAAUAAGCAAGGGGGUGGUUUGAACUUCAAGGAAAAGUUCUUGUCCUGGCUGAUGCUAGUAUUAGCCAUAGUAGUUGGAGUUGUUGGAGUGAUCGGCAAUAUCUAUGGCAUUGAAAGCCAAUCCAAGUGAUCCUUUUCAUAGUGAUGGGCAAGGCUUCUCUAUUCAAUGUUGCUUUGUGUCCACUUGAAAAUUUAAAUGAAAUGCGGGUGAUUGAUGAAUCUUGAUAAGGCAGGUUUAAUAAAACACAAUUCUUCAAUAUGUGAUGAUUGGAAGAUCCGAGGGGUGCACUAAUGUUCCAAAUACAAUGUCUUUUUAUGCUUCAGAAGAACUGUGACAGGCUGAGCUUACAUGUCAGGGAUGUUUAGAGGAGAAUCUUCAUUGUAGUAGCCUCCCCAUGGGCUGUUGUAACUGUAUGUUUUAGAAACGAUACUGCUGGUUGAACGGUUACUUUAGUUUACACUGGCCAGCAGCAUUUCCCAUUUCUUGGAUAAAGUCUGUUCUUCUUCAA